UACAGGACUGCAGAAGACAGUUCAACUGCGAAAGGGAUGCGAGACUAACUUUUAAGUAAACUUUGUCUGAAAGAUAUUUAUCGUUAGUUUUUUUUCGCAUAACCAAGAUGUUCAUAUGUGUCCGAAUGAGGCUUCUGUUCCUGUUUCUUCACACACUGGCUCCUGCUGUUGUAGCCAGAAGAGAGAGGAGAAAUGUCCUUUUCAUCAUGGCCGAUGAUUUGCGGACAUCUUUAGGCUGUUACGGGGACUCUGUGGUAAAAUCACCGAACAUUGACCAGCUGGCAUCCAAAAGCCAAAUUUUUCUCAAUGCAUAUGCACAGCAAGCCGUGUGUGCUCCCAGUCGAACCUCCAUGUUAACCAGUCGGAGACCAGACACGACCAGGCUCUAUGACUUCAAUUCUUAUUGGAGAGUCCAUUCUGGAAACUACACAACCAUGCCACAAUACUUUAAAUCUAAAGGGUACUUCACCAUGUCUGUGGGAAAGGUGUUUCAUCCCGGUAUCGCUUCUAACCACAGUGAUGACUACCCGUACAGCUGGUCCAUCCCUGCCUACCACCCAGCUUCGUUUAGAUAUGAGAAAGAAAAGAUGUGUAAAGGAGAGGAUGGUCAGCUCCACGCCAACCUACUGUGUGCAGUAAACGUGACACAGCAGCCUGGGGGAACCCUCCCCGACCUGGAGAGCACAGGCGAGGCAGUGAGGUUACUGAAGAGUCGGGCCAACGAUAAUGUUCCUUUCUUCUUGGCUGUGGGCUUUCACAAACCACACAUACCCUUCAGGAUACCACAGGAGUACCUGAGUCUGUAUCCCAUAGAGCAAAUGACUCUGGCCCCUGACCCCAAUGUCCCUACACUCCUUCCUCCUGUGGCCUACAACCCCUGGACAGACGUGAGGAGGAGAGACGACGUCCAAAAACUCAACAUUAGCUUUCCCUAUGGACCAAUUCCUAAAGACUUUCAGCUGUGUAUCCGUCAGCACUAUUAUGCUGCUGUGUCUUACAUGGACGCUCAAGUUGGACGGCUGCUCAGUACUCUUGAUGAGCUGGGGCUGGCAGACAGCACUAUGGUGGUGAUGUCUUCAGAUCAUGGUUGGUCAUUAGGAGAGCACGGCGAAUGGGCUAAAUAUUCCAAUUUUGAUGUGUCAACACGCGUACCUCUUAUCUUCUACGUUCCUGGAGUCACCACACGUCGUAAUCGGCUGGGAGAGUCUACCUUUCCCUUUAUUGAUGCCCUCAUCCAAUCGGAGCACAGCUUUAAGGAUAACAAAGUUAUAAGAAACAUGGUGGAGCUGGUGGAUGUUUUUCCUACUGUCUCCUACCUGGCUGGCCUCCGAGCACCUAAACCUUGUCCUGACAUGUCUUUCCAGACGCAAUUGUGUACAGAAGGAGACAACCUGGCCUACACCUUCCGACACAGAGAGAGAGGAGAGGACGAGGAAGACAUAUCUUUUAGCCAGUACCCUCGACCUGCUGAGACACCACAGGUGAACUCUGACCUCCCUGACCUCAAAGACAUAAAGAUCAUGGGCUACUCUCUGCGCUCCUGGGACUACAGAUACACUCUUUGGCUGGGAUUCAACCCUCAAACAUUUCAGGUGAAUGUCUCAGAUGUCCACGCUGGAGAGCUGUACAUGUUAGCAGGCGACCCCGGUCAGGAUAAGAACAUCUACAGCGACUCGCAGCACAGUGUGAUGAUGACAAAGAUGGCCAGCCUGCCUCAUACUGCGAGUGUGCAGAUGAGAAUGAGGCUGCAGCUCCUCUACCUCUCAGCGGGGAUGAAAACGGGUAGAAGGAAGGCGUGAUGACGAGAAUAAAACACAACAGAUGGACGGAUGGAGACGAGCACAAAGGGAUGAUGGAUAGAUGAGAAACUUUGUCUAGAAAGGGAGAAUGCCUCGAAUGUUUCUUUUCAAUAUAAUGCAGACUUUA
Molecule: messenger RNA, 1926 nt
Organism: Plectropomus leopardus (leopard coralgrouper)
Lineage: Eukaryota; Metazoa; Chordata; Actinopteri; Perciformes; Serranidae
Gene: ids
Product: iduronate 2-sulfatase
Cellular component (GO): cytoplasm
Molecular function (GO): iduronate-2-sulfatase activity
Source: RefSeq, a predicted model, not a curated record